AUGCCUAAGAACAGCAAAGUGACACAGCGGGAACACAGUAAUGAGCCUGUCACAGAGUCAGUGGCUGAUCUGCUGGCCCACGAGGAGCCUGUGGACUACAGACACAGUGUCUUAAAUGUGGCUGCAGAGAACUGGAACAAACAGCAGGAUGGAGAGGGGGGUGGCGAGGACAGGCCAGCAUGGAAUAGCAAACUGCAGUACAUUCUGGCCCAGGUUGGCUACUCUGUAGGACUGGGGAACGUCUGGCGUUUUCCAUAUUUGUGUCAGAAAAAUGGUGGAGGUGCUUACCUUGUCCCAUAUCUGGUACUGCUUAUCAUCAUUGGACUCCCUCUCUUUUUCCUGGAAUUGGCUGUGGGACAGAGGAUCCGUAGGGGCAGUAUAGGAGUGUGGAAUUAUGUUUGCCCUCGACUGGGGGGCAUUGGAUUUGCCAGCUGCCUUGUCUGCUUGUUUGUUGGGCUCUAUUAUAAUGUGAUUAUAGGCUGGAGCAUCUUUUACUUCUUUAAAUCUUUCCAGCACCCUCUGCCAUGGAGUGAAUGCCCCAUCCUAAAAAAUGGUACAGUAGCUGUUGUCGAACCCGAAUGUGAAAAAAGUUCUGCCACUACUUACUUCUGGUACCGUGAAGCCCUGGAUAUUUCCAACAGCAUUUCAGAGAGUGGUGGGCUGAACUGGAGAAUGACCAUAUGCCUUCUAGCAGCUUGGAGCAUUGUGGGCUUGGCUAUGAUCAAAGGCAUCCAGUCCUCUGGGAAGGUGAUGUAUUUCAGCUCCCUCUUUCCUUACGUGGUACUGAUUUGCUUCCUGGUUCGGGGUUUGCUGUUGAGGGGGGCAGUAGAUGGAAUCCUGCAUAUGUUCACUCCCAAGCUUGAUAAGAUGCUGGAUCCUCUGGUCUGGCGAGAAGCUGCUACACAGGUCUUCUUUGCCCUUGGACUGGGCUUUGGUGGAGUUAUUGCUUUUUCCAGUUACAAUAAACAGGACAAUAAUUGUCACUUUGAUGCAGCCCUUGUCUCCUUUAUCAACUUCUUCACCUCAGUCUUGGCCACACUGGUAGUCUUUGCUGUGCUGGGCUUCAAAGCCAACGUCAUGAAUGAGAAGUGUGUGAUUGAAAAUGCUGAGAAGAUCCUGGGUUAUCUGAACCACAAAAUCCUGAGCCAUGAAAUUAUUCCACCUCAUGUGAACUUCUCCCAUCUCACGGCCAAGGACUACAGCGAGAUGUACCAUGUGAUCAUGACAGUAAAGGAGGAUCACUUCCAGGAGCUUGGCCUGGACCCCUGUCUUCUGGAAGAUGAGCUCAACAAGUCUGUUCAGGGAACUGGCCUUGCAUUCAUAGCUUUCACGGAAGCAAUGACCCACUUCCCAGCUUCUCCUUUCUGGUCAGUGAUGUUCUUCCUGAUGCUGAUAAACCUGGGCUUGGGGAGCAUGAUUGGGACCAUGGCUGGCAUCACCACACCCAUCAUCGACACUUUCAAAGUACGCAAGGAAGCAUUAACAGUUGGCUGUUGCAUCUUUGCUUUCUUUGUGGGGUUGAUCUUUGUGCAACGUUCAGGCAACUACUUUGUCACAAUGUUUGAUGAUUACUCUGCAACACUGCCGCUCACCGUUGUGGUUAUCCUGGAGAACAUUGCAGUGGCUUGGAUUUAUGGUACCAAGAAGUUCAUGCAAGAAUUAACAGAAAUGCUGGGUUUCCGACCUUACCGGUUUUAUUUCUACACAUGGAAGUACAUCUCUCCCCUCUGCAUGGCUGGCCUAAUGACAGCCAGCAUCAUUCAACUAGGACUCCAUCCACCAGGUUAUAGUGCCUGGAUCAGAGAAGAGGCUACUGAGAAGUUUCUCUUUUAUCCACCAUGGGCUAUGGGCAUCCUAAUCUCAUUGAUCAUCCUGGCCACCCUUCCUCUUCCUGUUGUCUUCAUCCUACGCCAAUUCCAUCUGGUAUCAGAUGGCUCCAAUGCUCUGUCCGUAACAUACAAGAAAGGUCGUAUGAUGAAGGAUAUCUCCAAUUUAGAAGACAAUGAUGAGACACGUUUCAUCUUGAGCAAAGGACCCAGUGAGACCCCUUCUCCAAUGCCUACGCAUCGUUCCUACUUGGGUCCAGGAAGUACAUCCCCUUUGGAGAUGAGCACUGUUGCCAAUGGACGUUAUAGUAGUGAUUACCUUAUGGCUACCACCCCUGAAUCUGAACUGUGA
This is a messenger RNA of Eublepharis macularius, 2178 nucleotides long. RefSeq names its product solute carrier family 6 member 17 (gene SLC6A17). The record is from RefSeq and is a predicted model, not a curated record. NCBI's taxonomy places the organism in Eukaryota, Metazoa, Chordata, Lepidosauria, Squamata, Eublepharidae. Gene Ontology annotation, cellular component: synaptic vesicle; plasma membrane. The coding region runs from base 1 to 2178 and encodes 725 amino acids. The transcript is spliced from 11 exons. Gene Ontology annotation, biological process: alanine transport; sodium ion transmembrane transport; glycine transport.